Messenger RNA from Penicillium subrubescens, 1956 nucleotides. RefSeq names its product magnesium transporter CorA family protein. Gene Ontology annotation, biological process: magnesium ion transmembrane transport; intracellular magnesium ion homeostasis. The record is from RefSeq and is a predicted model, not a curated record. Bases 1 to 1956 code for a protein of 651 amino acids. NCBI's taxonomy places the organism in Eukaryota, Fungi, Ascomycota, Eurotiomycetes, Eurotiales, Aspergillaceae. The transcript has 2 exons. Gene Ontology annotation, cellular component: plasma membrane. Gene Ontology annotation, molecular function: magnesium ion transmembrane transporter activity.
AUGUCCAGCAGCCACCGUUCCGAGAAGGACGUGUGCCUGACCCGGUACAGUACCCCGGUCCCUGAGUUGGAUGACCACCGCUUCCACUUGAACGCCGUCAAUGCCCCCCGCAUCGAGACCCCGCAAGAAGAACCACUGAGCUGCCAGAACACUGCUGCUCAACAGGGGCCACGAGGCGAGAUGGUGCCCGAGCGUCCCGACCUGUUGCAAGCGCAAUAUGCACUACGUGAAGCCGCUCCCGUCUUUCGAGACUUUGAACAGGCCGUGAUUGAUGAUGAUCGCUCGGAGCAUGACGCACCUGGAAUAGGCCGACGUUUCUCGGUCGACCCCGCGGCGAAUUACCACACGCCUCGCCGCAUCAGCUGCGCUCAGCAGGACCUCGUGGGAGGCAACUUGUCCCGCAGUUCAUCCGUAUCGGCGCGGUCUUCAUCCCCACCUAACUCGGUCGAUGCUUUCGCGGACCCUCGUCGUCCGUACCGUUUCGGGGGCACCCAUGCGCGCCGUCCAACCUUCAGCAACGCCAGUGCCAUCAGACCUCCGCCUGGUGACAUCUCUGUUAUCGCCCCAGAGGAGCCCGGUGUUCCGAUCACCUAUGACGAGCCUGGUCGUAUCCCGGUAAUUGACUAUGAGGAAUUGGAGGAAUUUGUUGCUCUGAACCAGCAAAACAUGGUUGUUACGGGUAACAAUAACUGCCGCCGCAAGCACAGCAUGAGCUCUCAGAGCAAGAAGCCCCGAAUUUUCUACGAUCUGCGUCCGGGUGUGAAGAGUCCUGAAUUGGAGGAUUUCAAGAAGGCUGAUUCAGCCGAUUCGUCGGAUACUUGCGACGCGUGUGACGAGGUGGAUGAAAAGAAGCUCAAGGUGCUGGACGAGAAGGAGCUGGUUGAGACGCUCCCCAACAUUAACGAGCCCAUGCGCUUUGGAUUCUUCUCGUCCGAAUCGCAGACUACCGUGCACGCCGCCGAACUCGGAGAUUUGGUGCUCCCUGGUGACAGCUUCCGCGACCUGUUCCAGCUGGGCCCGGAAGGUGGUGUGUGGUGGUUGGAUGUGGUUAACCCUACGGAGGAGGAGCUCGGUGCCAUUUCGCGGGCGUUCUCGAUUCACCCGCUUACCACGGAGGAUAUUCUGACACAGGAGGCGCGUGAGAAGGUGGAACUUUUCAAACAGUACUACUUUGUCUGUUUCCGCACCUUCUACCAGAUGGACAAGACUAGUGAGGAGUUUUUGGAGCCGGUCAACUUUUACAUGGUUGUUUUCCGGGAUGGAGUGCUGACGUUCUCGUUUGUGGAGAACCCGCACGCCUCGAAUGUGCGCAAGCGUAUUGGAAAGCUGCGCGAUUAUGUCUCGCUCAGCAGUGAUUGGAUUUGCUACGCCAUGAUCGACGAUAUCGUCGAUAGCUUUGGUCCCGUCAUUCGGGAUGUCGAACUUGAGUCCGAGGCGAUCGAAGACCAUGUGUUCAUCGCCCGCGUUGACGACUUUGAGUCCUUCCUGCCACGCAUUGGCGGUCUCCGCAAGAAGGUUAUGAGUCUGAUGCGUCUCUUGGGUGGUAAGGCGGAUGUUAUCCGCGGUUUCUCUAAGCGAUGCAAUGAGCAGUACUCGGUGACGCCUCGCGGCGACAUUGGUCUGUAUCUGGGUGAUAUUCAGGAUCACGUCGUGACCAUGAUGUCCAACCUGGCUCACUUUGAGAAGAUGCUCAGCCGUUCGCACACCAACUACCUGGCCCAGUUGAAUGUGACCAACCUCGUCCUGGGCAACCACGUCAACAAGGUUCUGAGCAAGGUCACCUUGAUCGCGACGAUUCUAGUCCCGAUGAAUCUGAUCUGCGGUCUCUUCGGCAUGAACGUUAAUGUACCUGGCAAGGAUGAUGGGGGCCUGGGAUGGUUCUUUGGUAUCAUGGGUGUGAUGGGAGCCAUUGUGGUUGUCAGCAUGUGCCUAGCGAGGUGGCAGAAAUUGGUCUAA